GUACUGUUGUUGUUUUGGCACGCAGAGGAAAAACGAAGAAAACUUUUGGAAAACCGUGUGGAAAUUGCUAUCCCCACGGUCCCGUUUAGUCCUGCAGCCCCCGAAAAGUUCCCGUCGAAAUGCCUGAAACCCAAGGGUUCUGACGAACUGCCCCGUCAUCCCAUCACCCCAAUCCUCAUCUGGAUCGGGGUGCCGAGGGCUGAGACUCCCGAAAAUCGCGAAUCAAGUGUUAAGUGCAAUUAAAUGCCAGUGGCAAAUGUUCGGAUACUGCAGGCUGAAGCAUAAGCUGCAAUGAUCUCGCCGGAACAAGAAGAGGUUGACUUGGUGCUGGAUCGCCAUGUACGCCAGAAUAUCCAGGACAUGAUGCACGAGGCGCAUGUCCAGGCGAGCCUGCUGGAGAGCGAAGUUGCAGGCCGCUUCCAUUCCGUCUCCAGCUUGGACCAAGAUGACUCCCUCCACGCCGACGACUCCAUGGCCGUGAUAGAGACCCUCUCCGCCGACGGCAUCGUGGAGGAGGACCACCUGACCCACGAACAGGGCGCCGGCGGCGAUGGCAGCGAGGUGCAGAAUUACCACGACAUGAUGGUGGACACGGAUCACCACAUCGACAUCAAUGGCUCGCUGCGCAAGCGCCGCGGCAAUUUGCCCAAGCACUCGGUGAAGAUCUUGAAGCGCUGGCUCUACGAGCACCGGUACAAUGCCUAUCCCAGCGAUGCCGAGAAGUUCACCCUCUCGCAGGAGGCCAAUCUCACGGUGCUGCAGGUGUGCAACUGGUUCAUCAACGCCCGUCGCCGAAUCCUGCCCGAGAUGAUACGACGCGAGGGCAACGAUCCGCUGCAUUUUACGAUCUCGCGACGCGGCAAGAAGGUCAGUCCGAAUUCCUCGGGAUCCAGUGCGUUGGGCCUGAAUCCCAUACACGGCAGUCCCGCCUCCGAAGUGGUCGUUGGAGCCACCGAGGAAGUGGAUGGGGCCGGCGAGAUCCACGAGGGCAUCGCCAAUGUUCUAACAAACUUUGAACAGUAUGUGCAGGGACCCAACGGGCAGAUGGUCAAGAUGGAGCCGGAGUACGACGACAGCGUUAUCUACAGUUGGCAGCAGGCCAUUGCCAACAACCCGAUGGGCUUCCAAAGUCUUCACUCCUCGUUGCAAGCCACCAUGAUAGAUAAGAUCCAAAACUAUCAGAUGCGCAAGGCGGCGGCCAUCGGAGGUGCUUCUUCGGUCAGCUCCAGCAGCGCUGAAAGCUCCAGUUCCGCCGCCGCCUCCGCCUCUAUACUGCCGUACAGCCUGUUUAAUCAAUUGCCGCCGGAGUUCGAUGAUGAGGAGACCAAGCCGAGUCCCCCGAAGCGCGGAAAAAAGCGGCAGGCUGCGGGAAGACUGGCAGAGAAGAGCAAGCAAGCGAAGCCGCAGGCGGUGGAAGAACCGGAGACAGUAUACUGCUAUCAAGACGAAUUCGGCAGCUUCGUGGUGGCUCCUAGGUCUGAAGGCGAAGAGAGCGGCCAGGGCUACGAGUCCUGUGAGCAGAACAGCGAGGAGGAAGUGCGUUUCGAGACCUCCGAUGAUUGGCAGAGUGUGAUGAAAACCGUUUUCAGCACCGAGGAAGUUACCACUUCGGCUGGCAACAAUCCAAGUACUUCUGGCUCCAAGGGAUCUGCCAAGAAUGCUGCCUUCUGGAAUUCCAACCAGCAGAUUGCCAAGCGUGAGGGCAACCAACAGCUGCCAGCCGCCAAUAAUGAGUUGCUAGAGACCUCGAAUUUCGAGACCAUUUUGCCGACUAGCUCCAAUCAACAGGAAAUUGGUGAUAAUCUACAGGCUGAAGAUGUAUUUACCAGCAACGAGACGGAAACUAGUCAGAAUCAGUCCUCGCCGCCGACGCAGAGUUCCAGUCGAGAGGAGCGUGACAAGUACAAGUGUCUCUAUUAUCUAGUGGAAACUGCAAUGGCCGUGCGCCAGAAUGACGACGGUCAGGACGAGGACUUCGUCUACAUGGGGGACUAGGGCCCCAAAACCAACUAGCCACGCAAUGGAUCUCGACGAUCUGUUGCACAGAAGCGUGUAUAUAUAUUAUAUAUUUUAGUGAUUCGAUUGAACAGCAGUUUCUGCGAGUGCUAGAGCCCAAAACCCUUGGCUUAGGCCCAUGUUAUUAUGUUAAUUGAGUAGGCUACUAACUUAAUGUACAAAUCAUUAGAUCAAUUUACAAUUCAAUCGCCCAGUCGACUACGCAUAUCCGCCAAGUCAAUUCACGAACCAAUCGGCCCAGUUUUCAAAAGUUGGGCAUGAUUCUUUCAAACUAAAUAUGAUUGUGUAUAUUACUGGUCUUUAAAUAAACCAAAAACCUGUGCAUUUGCAA
Molecule: messenger RNA, 2347 nt
Organism: Drosophila takahashii
Lineage: Eukaryota; Metazoa; Arthropoda; Insecta; Diptera; Drosophilidae
Biological process (GO): regulation of transcription by RNA polymerase II
Molecular function (GO): RNA polymerase II cis-regulatory region sequence-specific DNA binding
Source: RefSeq, a predicted model, not a curated record